AAGCGGAGCGCAAGGCCGCUGAGUACCCAACGCGCGCGCAACUCCGCCCCUUUUUGGCGCAGCAACGGGGCCUGACCCUUUGCGCGACCUGUAGCGUGGCCGAGCAAGCGCAGAAGGCUUGGCGGGCGGCGCGUCUCUAUGGAACCCGACGGGACCUACGAGCCGGGCUUUGUGGGUAUUCGGUUCUGCCAGGAAUGUAACAACAUGCUGUACCCCAAGGAGGACAAGGAGAACCGCAUUCUGCUGUACGCGUGCCGGAACUGUGAUUACCAGCAGGAAGCAGACAACAGCUGCAUCUACGUUAACAAAAUCACGCACGAAGUGGACGAGCUGACCCAGAUCAUCGCCGACGUGUCCCAGGACCCCACGUUGCCAAGGACCGAGGACCACCCGUGCCAGAAGUGUGGUCACAAGGAGGCAGUGUUCUUCCAGUCUCACAGUGCCCGGGCCGAGGACGCCAUGCGCCUGUACUACGUAUGCACCGCCCCACACUGCGGCCACCGCUGGACCGAGUGAGCAGCCUACCUCCCCCCCCCCCCGCCUCCACCUGUAAUAAACAGCAGGUCCUUGCG
Molecule: messenger RNA, 572 nt
Organism: Castor canadensis (American beaver)
Lineage: Eukaryota; Metazoa; Chordata; Mammalia; Rodentia; Castoridae
Gene: Polr2i
Product: RNA polymerase II subunit I
Biological process (GO): transcription initiation at RNA polymerase II promoter; DNA-templated transcription; transcription-coupled nucleotide-excision repair
Cellular component (GO): RNA polymerase II, core complex
Molecular function (GO): zinc ion binding; DNA-directed RNA polymerase activity; nucleic acid binding
Source: RefSeq, a predicted model, not a curated record